Messenger RNA from Drosophila subpulchrella, 4200 nucleotides. It is a transcript of the gene Mctp, whose product is annotated as multiple C2 and transmembrane domain-containing protein. Bases 223 to 3093 code for a protein of 956 amino acids. NCBI's taxonomy places the organism in Eukaryota, Metazoa, Arthropoda, Insecta, Diptera, Drosophilidae. The transcript is spliced from 12 exons. Gene Ontology annotation, cellular component: synaptic vesicle membrane. The record is from RefSeq and is a predicted model, not a curated record. Gene Ontology annotation, molecular function: calcium ion binding. Gene Ontology annotation, biological process: regulation of neurotransmitter secretion.
AGUUCGCCCAGCUCCGUGCUGGAAAAUCGGGAGAGAAAAUCGAAUCAUAUAUGUCAUUCUGCAAAAUCGGAUAUAUUUACUGGGGUAUACCCCACAUUUGUGUCGUGUUGAAAUAUCCGCCAUAAACCUAAAUAGCAAUCACAGUGCAGCUCAGGCAAUCAAAAAGUGCUGUAAUCAUUUAUUUAUUUCAAUUUACUCGUACUCGCGAGUGUUGGCCAUGUCAUGCAACCGCUGCAUCUGCGGCCCUCUUUCAAGUCCUCGGGGAACUCGAACUCUAACCAGAAUACAAAGAAGCCACAAGCCUCUGUGUUUUGCCACAGAAUUAAUAAGAUAUUCCCAGUCACAGCACGCAUCCACUACGUUGACCAGGUGGAGCAGGAGGACGACGCGGAUCAGCGGCACCAGCAGCCCGGCAGCAGCUCCACGGUCAGUGGAUCCACUCCGCCCCUCCGGAUCUCGCCACAUGGUUCGCCCCAGCUGCAGCAAUCACAGCGCCUGGGGAAACACCUCAGCAAAUCCGCCUCGGAGUUGAAUGGCCACGACUGCCAUCUCAGCGAAUCCCCGCACAUAUCACCCAAGAGGGCCAAGAGUGCCGUGGCCCAUCAGUUGGCCGGAGGCGGAGGUGGAUCGGGGGGCGUGGCCAGCGGCGUGGGCGUGCUGCAGAAGACCCACGGAUUCUUCAACAAUCUUCGACAUCGCUGGUCGCGGGCAAAGAGCAAAGAUCGCCUGGGUCGCAAGUCUCCCAGCGAUUUCCUUGAGGAAAGCACGGAUUAUGCCGCGGACUACAGUUCCGAGAGCAGUUCCGUGACCCAGAGUCCUCGACACCGGAGCACCACCAUUGGCGGCUCUCCACUGGCCCGAGAAUUCCGAGCCACCGCGAAAAUGGCCCAGGUCAUCCAGCGAUUUGGUGGUUCCAUGGAGGGCAGGAUCGAUGAGCAUCCGGAGAACGGCUCGGCCGGCUGCAGUCCACCGGAAUUGACCACCCAACAGCAGCUGGAGGCCCUGCAGGCCGACGAGCUACGUCGCAAGCGCGAAGCCCAAUUACGUCAAUUCGUCUUCUUUCAGCUGCGCGUGCAUCUGAAGUCCGGCAGCGACCUGGUGGCCAUGGACAAGAAUGGACUGAGUGAUCCUUAUGUCAAGUUCAAGGUCGGCGGCCGCCUCCUCCACAAGUCGCGCACCAUUCACCGGGAACUGAAUCCCGUGUGGGACGAGGUCUUCAUCGUGCCCAUCGAGGACCCCUUCCAGCCGAUAAUCGUUAAGGUUUUCGACUACGAUUGGGGACUGCAGGACGACUUUAUGGGCUCGGCCAAGCUGGACUUAACCCAAUUGGAACUGGGCAAGGCCGAGGACAUCCACCUGCAGCUGUGCGACUCGGCCGGAAAUGGCGGAAGCGGCUUGGGCGAGAUACUCAUCAAUCUGACACUAUGGCCGCGCAGCCAGGAGGACAAGGAAAUGCACUUUCAGCGCAACUCGAAGCUGGCCGAGUCAUCGAAGCGGUUGAAGUCGCAGAUCUGGAGCUCAGUGGUCACCAUUUUGCUGGUCAAAGCCAAGGAUUUGCCGCUGGCUGAAGAUGGCAGCAAGCUGAUUGACACGCACUUUAAAUUCAGAUUGGGCAAUGAGAAGUACAAGAGCAAGUCUUCCUGGACGGAGCGCUGGUUGGAGCAGUUCGACCUGCACCUAUUCGAUGAGGACCAGAACCUGGAACUGGCCCUCUGGAACCGAAAUACCCUCUACGGCAAGGCCAUUAUCGACCUGAGCGUUUUUCAGCGCGAGACUACGCAUGGCAUCUGGAAGCCCCUCGAAGAUUGUCCUGGAGAAGUCCACCUAAUGCUCACUAUAAGUGGGACCACAGCCUUGGAGACGAUCAGUGAUUUGAAGGCCUUCAAGGAGGAUCCUCGAGAGGCUCAGAUGCUGAGGGAUCGAUAUCGCUUCCUAAGAUGCCUCCAAAAUCUGCGCGAUGUGGGUCACUUGACAGUGAAGGUUUUUGGAGCUACUGGACUGGCUGCAGCGGAUAUUGGCGGGAAAUCCGAUCCCUUUUGUGUGUUGGAACUGGGAAACGCCCGACUGCAAACCCAAACGGAGUAUAAAACACUCACUCCUAAUUGGAAUAAGAUAUUUACUUUCAACAUUAAGGACAUCACUCAGGUUCUGGAGAUCACCGUCUUCGACGAGGAUCGGGAUCAUCGCGUCGAGUUCCUGGGAAAACUAGUCAUUCCCCUCCUCAGGAUCAAGAGCGGUGUCAAGAGGUGGUACACGCUGAAGGAUAAGAACCUCUGCGUUCGGGCCAAAGGCAACUCCCCGCAAAUUCAGCUGGAACUGACCGUGGUUUGGAGUGAGAUCCGAGCUGUGUGUCGAGCACUUCAGCCCAAGGAGGAGAAACUCAUCCAGCAGGAAGCCAAAUUCAAGCGACAGCUCUUCCUGCGCAAUGUCAAUAGACUCAAGGAGAUUAUCAUGGAUAUCCUAGAUGCCGCGCGCUACGUCCAGAGCUGCUUUGAGUGGGAAUCUCCCGUGCGUUCCAGCAUAGCUUUUGUCCUGUGGAUUGUGGCCUGUGUUUACGGCGAUCUAGAUACAGUGCCCUUAGUUCUACUACUCAUUAUACUAAAAAAAUGGCUCUAUCGCCUUAUAACCGGUACCACAGAUGCAGCUGCGCACUACGACUACGAGUACGAUGAAGAUGAUGAUGAUGAUAAGGAGAAGGAGGAGAAGAAGUCCAUCAAGGAAAGAUUACAGGCCAUCCAAGAAGUCUCCCAAACAGUACAGAAUACCAUAGGUUAUCUAGCUUCAUUAGGCGAAAGCACUAUCAACACAUUCAAUUUUUCCGUCCCCGAACUCACCUGGCUGGCUGUGGUUCUACUAUUGGGCGCCAUUCUGGUCCUGCAUUUCGUUCCACUCCGCUGGCUGCUCCUCUUCUGGGGCCUGAUGAAGUUCUCCAGACGGUUGCUGCGACCCAAUACCAUUCCCAACAACGAGCUAUUGGAUUUCCUUUCACGAGUGCCAGAUAACGAGGAGAUUAAUCAAUAUCGAGAGCUGCCACCAUCGGCGCCCACCGACCAGAUGCGCAACAAUCCGAAGAAGAAGCUGAAGGGAUCAUAGUCCAUAACCAGCGCUGAUGCGGCAAUGGCGUCCCUUUCGCCGCUGCAGUCCAGCGCACCGGGAGGAUCUGGUGGAGGAGGAGGUGGAUCCGGCGGAAGGCAGCAGCAGCUGAUGCAGCGCUUCCGGGCCAACACCAGCCAGCUGAAGCAGAAGUUUGGCCAGGCCAAGAGCCUCAGUCUGAGCCAUAGCGAAUUCAAUUAGACACCAAAGUUAGUUAGCUAGUUAAGAAUCGAGGGCACGAGGGCGGCACCAACUCAACUAGUUCCACCCAUAGACAACAACAUCAAUUCAACUUGACUCAAUUAUGCAGCACAAAGUUUGCUUCACUUAUUUUCCUAAAAUUAUUUAUAUAUACACACAGAAAUGAAUAUUAAUGUAAAUGUACGCAAAACUCAAACUAUUUACACGAACCGAUUAUGUACAUACACGAAUAUAGCAGAAAUUAGGACUCUAUUGAAACAUUGCAUGUACCUAAGGUAACCUCUCUCAAAGAUCUAUUCGAAUAUUUACCAAAACUCUAAUUGCUAACUACCAGAUUCCUUUUGCGCGAAUCCAAAUGCGAUUAAUUAUUUAUUGUGUAUUGUGUAUUUCAAUUUGUGAUAUUUUCAAAGAAUUUUGCAACUAGGCUUACUACUUAUGUGACUUAACCCACGGAAGCUGCGUACCGCACCAAAGUUUCCCUCAACUCCAUUUACAAAUUACCACUCGAUUGCACUCGACUCGUUUAAGGACGCUUCUUCAUGAUAUACCUUUACAUAUAUACCUAAAUAAGCCUAAUCCUAACCAAAUUUAUUGUAAUUAUUUCAUUCGAAAAGAUUGUUCAAAACAUUUUCUAAAAUUUAUAUUUAUUAACUAUGUCUAGGAUAAUCAGCUCGUAAAGGCCCCGGCCCAGCCAUACUAUAUAUAAAUUAAAUGCUACUGUAACCCACUCCGAUUGAUCGAUUUGAUACAUUUUAGAUAGUUCAACUAUUUUAUACCCCACAAAAGAGCAACAACAAAGUUUUUAUAUACAUACCGAACUCAAUUAAUUAAUUAGCACCUAAGUUAAGUUUGUUAUUUUUCAAUAUAUAUAUAUGAUGGCAAAAAUAAUAAAAAUAUUUUUGGAUU